Manihot esculenta (cassava) is the source of this 539-nucleotide messenger RNA. RefSeq names its product defensin Ec-AMP-D2. Bases 99 to 338 code for a protein of 79 amino acids. Gene Ontology annotation, biological process: defense response. The record is from RefSeq and is a predicted model, not a curated record. Lineage: Eukaryota; Viridiplantae; Streptophyta; Magnoliopsida; Malpighiales; Euphorbiaceae. The transcript is spliced from 2 exons.
GAUACACCCACAAAAUUUAUUUAAACCCUUGCAUGCAUGGCUGCCAUCAAAGCAGUAAUUAGCCCCUUUCUUUCUCUGUGUCUGUGUGUGUUUGCGAGAUGAUGAAGGCUCCAAUGCGCCUAUUCUCCUCAGUUUUCCUCCUCCUCUUGCUGCUUGUGGCCACUGAGAUGGGGCCAGUAAUGGUGGCUGAGGCAAGGAAAUGCGAGUCACAGAGCCAUCGAUUUAAGGGUAUGUGCACGAGGCACAGCAACUGCGCUGCCAUCUGCCAAACUGAAGGCUUCCAUGCAGGACACUGCCGAGGGCUACGCCGUCGCUGCUUCUGUACUAAGCAUUGUUAGUUUCUUUCAAUAUCUAUGACAGUGAGAGGAAUUAAGUCAUAGGUUAUUCUCUUCACUGAGGUUCUUUGUGUGUCGGAAUAAUUAAGAUUAUGGUUCCAGUUGGUUGCGUUUGUUUUAUGUGAUCCUUGAAAGAUUACGUGUUAACCUUGUUUUGGCUUCAUGUCUCUAUUUUCUUAAUAAGAUUGUGAUUUUGUUUCCCUA